AUUAACAUCCUCUGGACCGGCCCGAUCGUCGUCUCCAAGACUAUACCCACCCUGGGUAUACGCGACCUUGCCCGUCUGCUCAAACGAUCAAUUGUCCUGUGGGACAAUCUGCACGCCAAUGAUUACGAUCAACGUCGAGUCUACCUGGGACCCUACUGUGGCCGGCCGCUUGCGCUGAGAAGGCGGAAGCUCAUUCACGGUGUCCUGACGAACCCAAACUGCGAGUUUGAGGCCAACUUUGUGGCUCUCCAUACCCUAGCACAAUGGGCCAGGUGA
Messenger RNA from Dibothriocephalus latus, 276 nucleotides. Lineage: Eukaryota; Metazoa; Platyhelminthes; Cestoda; Diphyllobothriidea; Diphyllobothriidae. The record is from the annotation of a GenBank genome assembly.